Molecule: messenger RNA, 858 nt
Organism: Camelina sativa (false flax)
Lineage: Eukaryota; Viridiplantae; Streptophyta; Magnoliopsida; Brassicales; Brassicaceae
Source: RefSeq, a predicted model, not a curated record
AUAUAUGCUUCUGAAAGCUGUGAUGGACUUUUUUGCAUCCAUUCCGUCAGAACACUAGCCAUAUAUGUAGUUAAUCCGGCCACACGGUGGCUCCGACAGCUUCCUCCGGCUAGGUUUCAGACUUCGAUGCUCAAAUUGAACCCCACUCCAGAAACUUGGACUUUCGUAAAAUCAGUCUGUUAUAUAGCUUUCGUUAAGGCCAUUGAUUACAAAUUGGUGUGGAUGUAUAAUUCAGAUGCCUCGAGUCCAAACGAGGAACUUACCACAUGCGAGGUUUUUGAUUUUAGGGCAAACACUUGGCGGUACUUGACUUGCACUCCAAGUUAUCGGUUAUUCUGUGACCAAGCGCCAACAUCUGCAAACGGGUCUAUUUAUUGGUUCACGGAACCAUACUAUGGCGAAAUCAAAGUAGUAGCUCUCGAUAUUCACACCGAAAAGUUUCGGGUGCUACCUAAGAUUAACCCGGCUAUUGCUAGUUCAGAUCCUAACCUUAUCGACAUGUGCACUUUGGAUAAUAAUUUGUGCAUGUCGAAAAGAGGAGGAGAUACGAUGAUCCAACAUAUUUGGAGGUUAAAAUCAACGGAAGACUCAUGGGAGAAGAUUUAUACCAUAGAUUUGCUUUCUUGUUCUUCUUCUUUAUCUGAGUUCCGCGAUGGAUUUAAUUGGACGCAAAAGGAUUUGGUUGAACCGUCCACACCAGUGGCGAUAUGCAAAAACAAGAAGAUCUUGCUCUCGCAUCGCUAUGCCCGCAAUCUAAUCAAAUACGAUCCCCAAGCAAAAUCUCUUUGUUUAUUUUUCCAACGUCCUCUGUGUAGAAGAUAUGUUUCUUAUUUUCAGAGGUUGAUCACUCAUGUGUAA